Messenger RNA from Myotis davidii, 1052 nucleotides. Its product is annotated as sulfotransferase 1A1-like. The record is from RefSeq and is a predicted model, not a curated record. Gene Ontology annotation, cellular component: cytoplasm. Lineage: Eukaryota; Metazoa; Chordata; Mammalia; Chiroptera; Vespertilionidae. The transcript has 3 exons. Gene Ontology annotation, molecular function: sulfotransferase activity. Gene Ontology annotation, biological process: sulfation. The coding region runs from base 268 to 891 and encodes 207 amino acids.
CCUGGUUCAUGGGUAGAUGCUCAAUCAGUGAGCCACUCUAGCUGGGCAGGCAUUGGGAUUUUUAAAAGUUCUGCGGGUAAAUCCAAGGUGCCUCCAGAGUUGUGGCCCCACUGUGUUAGACCCGGCCGGAAUCCAGCCCAGCACUCACUGGCUCUGAGUGUCGGCAAGUUGCUCAGCCUGUUUCCUUACCUUAAAGCAAUUAAACAGAAGACAUUGUUGUGAUGUUGUUAAGGGAGGUCGGCCCACACCGGACCCUGACCCGGCAGCAUGGAGCUGGUCCAGGACACCUCCCGCCCGCCACUGAAGUAUGUGAAGGGGGUGCCUCUCAUCAAGUACUUCGCAGAGGCAAUUGGGCCACUGCAGAGCUUACAACCCAGGCCGGAUGACCUGCUCAUCAGCACCUACCCCAAAUCUGGCACCACCUGGGUGAGUGAGAUCCUGGACAUGAUCUACCAGGAUGGCGACUUGGAGAAGUGUCAGAGGGCUCCCAUCUUAACCCGGGUGCCCUUCCUUGAGUUCAAGGGUCCAGGGUGUCCCACAGGUAUGGAGGUUCUGAAAGAUACACCAGCCCCACGGCUCCUCAAGACACACUUGCCCCUGGCUCUGCUUCCACAGGCUCUGCUGGACCAGAAGGUCAAGGUGAGUGGCAAUGGCAGCGAGAGAAAAAGGCAGCUGGGGCCAACCCAGCUUUGGCCCCAUCUUCUAGGAAGGUUUUCUCACUUCCUCAAGCCUGGUCUCAUCUUAAACGGGGAGAGGUCGUCAACCUCAUGCUCCGGUGGUCAGAUGGUCAGUGACAGCGAGACUUUGCAGGCCUCGGUGCUCACAGGCCUGUGGAGGAGGGGCCGGAGGGAAUUCUGCACACCUUGUUCCAAAUCGGUACAGUGGCAUUGAGAAGAUUGGAUGAGUAUAAAAUACAGUUCCUGGAACCAGCCAGGACUCUGGCAUCAGAGCAGGCUUCCAAUCCCAGCUCAGUCACAUCCAAGGCCGCCUCUAAGCCUGUUUCCCUCUUGGCCAGACCGAGAGAGAACCUCCCUUACAGGGAGGCUGUGAGG